CACGCAGCUUUGCUCACAUUGGAGAUGGAGCAUGCGGGAUCCGUGAGUCUUCUCUCUCUCUCGCAGCUCGCAUCCGCUAUUUAGAGACAGAGAAAGGAAAACAACCUGGAUGCAUCUUCUAUAUCUGAUUAAGUAAUUCAGGAUUUAUUCUGGACAAUAACAACCUGGAUUGUUUGCCUGCGACUGCACCUCCGUGUCUUUUUCCCCCCGUCCAGCUGUUUACAACAUCUGCAGCCUAUAUCACACACAGGCACACACACACACACACACACACACACACACACACACACACACACACACACAUCCAGGGUUUAUUCUAGGCAGGAUCGGAGCCGUUGGCGGCUGCUGAUACAUUGCGAUGCUUCUCCUGCAGCAGCGGUGAUGUGAUGGCGUGAGGGGCAGUGAGCUGAAGCCCAGUGAGGAGGUGAGGGACGAUGCCCGGUGCAGCGGGCGCAGGACACCUGCUACCCCGGCCCUGAAUGCAGCGGAGAGAGACACCUUAGCGGGUGUCCCCACCUUCAGCCCUGGAUGCUGCGCCGCAGAAUGGGAUACGCCGACCCGUCGUCGGGCAAAGACAUUCUCGGCAAUCGCUCCCUUUGUUUCAUAUUCAUUUGCGCCUUCGGCCUCGUCACGUUACUGCAGCAGAUUCUCUACGGGAAGAACUACAUCAAGAAUGCGCAACAGUUUAGCCGACUCAAAGGGGACGAGACAGGAAAUUGGACCGGUCCCGUCAAUUUCUCGGAUGACAGACCGCUGAAGCCUGCCAGAAAUGGAAGGAAAAGAUGUUUCCGUCAGAAUAUUCAGCCAGAUUCAAAGAUCUCCGUAGUAGUCACACCCUGCGUAGCCGGUAUUAAGAAGAAAAAAAAACGCUCUCAAAGGUAUCUGGAUAACUAUGAUGGCUCCUUUGAGUACAACUCCACUGCAUGCAGGGAGCUCAGGCAGGAGAUUAUGGACGUCAAAGUCCUGAGCAUAGACAUGGGUAAACGGAUAAUUCAUGGCCAUGGGUAUCGUUCCUCAUUCCACAAGUCUCUCUGCCUGUCUGCCAGGGUGAAAACCUCUGACCUGUUUGAGAGGUGGCGGAACCUGCAGGUGUGUAAGUGGGAGCAGAACAAGGAGGAGGCCAGCAACUUCAAGAUGUCUCUGUCUCGCUGCUGUAACGCUCCUUCCUUCCUGUUCACCACCAAGAGGAACACACCUUCAGGCACCAAGCUGAGGUACGAGGUGGACACCAGUGGUAUCCUCCCCAUCACCACAGAGGUCUUUAAGAUGUUCCCAGAUGAUAUGCCAUAUUCCAAAUCGCAGUACAAGAAAUGUGCUGUCAUUGGAAAUGGGGGCAUCAUCAAGAACAGCAAGUGUGGAAAGGAAAUCGAUUCAGCAGAUUUUGUAUUUAGGUGCAACAUCCCGCCCAUUAUUGAGAAGUACUCAGCGGAUGUUGGCACUAAAACAGAUCUGGUGACAAUAAAUCCGAGCAUUAUUACUGAGAGGUACUGUAGAUAUGAGUCAGAGUGGGGAUUCAGAUCUCUCUCUCACUCUGUGUGUGUGUGUGUGUGUCUUUGUCGUCUCCUCCUUUGGUUUUGGUCAAUUCACAUUAUGCCUUCUCUGCAGAUUUCAGAAGCUGGAGAAAUGGCGACGACCGUUUUACGAAGUCCUCCAGAACUACGAGAACUCCUCGGUGGUGCUUCCAGCCUUCUACAACACCCGCAACACAGACGUCUCUUUCAGGGUCAAAUACAUGCUGGACGACUUCGACCAGCAGCGAGGCGUGUUUUUCUUCCACCCGCAGUACUUGCUCAACGUGCAGCGCUUCUGGGCGGUGCAGGGCGUCCGGGCCAAGAGGCUGAGCAGCGGCCUGAUGCUCGUGACCGCCGCCUUGGAGAUGUGCGAGGAGGUUCACCUCUACGGCUUCUGGGCGUUCCCCAUGAACCCCUCCGGCAUCUUCAUCACCCACCACUACUACGACAACGUCAAGCCGCGGCCGGGCUUCCACGCCAUGCCUCACGAAAUUUUCAACUUCAUCCACAUGCAUACUCGCGGGAUCCUCCACGUGCACACGGGGCAGUGCACGUGAUCCCUCACUCCCCUGCUCCGACAGUCGAAGCACCGUUGAUAUCUUUUUUAUUUGACCUGUCACGUUUUAUGUCAGUGAAUGGGACACUUCACCAUUUUUCUCCGUGUUUAAAACGAGAGUCAACCACACAUUGAAGGUUGCUUGCUUUACCGAACGACAUACUUCUCUUUUAGAUGCAUACCUGAGGUCGUCUAUUUAGCCAAUCAAAUCACUCUGGUUCUCUUUGACUGUCGGACCAUAGGAUGCUUGUUUUUAAUGUGAAAAGUGGUCUACCUAGUGAUGUUGUUUUGUGAAGUUUUCUAGUGGCUCUGCUGUACAGAGUUAUUGUUUUCUACUCGACGUUGCACAGAAUAUUUAUGCUGACAUGGGGCAGCCUCGGUGUCUUUGUGCUGCCUCAUUGCCCCCUCUCUUCUUCUUCUUCUUCUUCUUCUUCUUCUCUAUUUCCUCUUCUGCUCUCUUUAUCUCGGACACUCUGUGGGUGUGGCAGAUUUGAAUAGUUGUGUAAAACAAAGCUUGAACCUUGAUAUCGAGCUAACAUUUAAAAGAAAAUGAUAAAAUUGUAACAUCCAACUGUCUACUUUUUAGAUCUAUUUCUUAUUCACCUGAUUGAUUUGGUGAAUAUUUUAAAACAUUGCUAAAAUGGCCUGUUUUCUGGGGCCUUGGAUGUUUCCGGUUUGAAAAAUGGGGCUCAUUUUCCUUUUGGCUUUGUCGUGAUUUUGGACAAAAGCCAGAAACAUAUUUUGCAGCGACACCUAGUGCAGCGAAACGUUUGACUUCACCCGAUUUGUAAAGAAACAGAGCACUGUUGAGUGACCCAGCCUCUCGCCGUCAUCCUUGUCUUAAGCCAUGCUGCCUUAGGAGAUAUCAAACCCUUCUCUUUGUUAUGCAGUGCACCCAUGCGUUUCGCUUGUCUUCAAAUGCUUCAACAUCGACCUAAAGCGUAGCUGGUCUCUGGAAUGAAAAAGACGUUUUAAGACUCGUUGAGGUGACGACGUCCAUGUGCAACUUAUAUUCUAUUGGAAUUAGUGAAGUCUGAACACCGUUCAUAAUCAUGUAAUGCUCUGCAUGACUUUACUCUGUACUUGGCUUUGUGUGUGCCUGCUUCAAUGAUCACUAAAAUAUGUUUACACUUAAGCCUCUACUGAAUCUCACAGUGCUUGGAGAUAUGUACAUGAACUUUGUCACGGAAACACAAAUGGAUCUUUUGAAGUGAAUUGUAUAAUAGUGGAUGCGUUUCCUAUUGAUUAAAGAUGCAAGAAUGAAGAUGGUUGACGCCCUUUUGUGAAGCGGUACAACACUUUUAUGUAUACUGUGUUAAGUUAUUUCCCCUUUGAACUGUGGUCUAUUUGCACUCAACAAAGCAUUGUGCAUUUAACUAGUGCACUUGAACACAUCAUGGGUUUUCACUGUUUAUUUUGUUGUACACAGCACAAGUUUUUUAGAGACUGUGAAUCAAAUUUUUGUUGAUCAUAAGUUCAUGCUUGGCUGAGCACUUGUCAUAUUCGAACCAUUUGUAUUUAAAAAAUAUUGCUAAUAAUAUUGAAACUUGUUGUUCCAUUUUUUAUCUCAAGUGACAUGAGUUUAGCAAAUAUGAACACCAAAAAUAUUUUGGAUUGACCACAAAUUGUUGUGCAGACACAAAUUAAUCAAGAUCAGUAAAGGAAAGGAACCCUGGUGUGUGUGCAGGAUGAAGGUAAUAUAUUUAACACAGUGCUUCUCAACUGACUCUGGAUAUUUCUUUAUACUGGUAUAGUGUUUGUAAAUAAACUUGUUUGGAUUUUCUCACAUG
Messenger RNA from Platichthys flesus (European flounder), 3857 nucleotides. It is a transcript of the gene st8sia5, whose product is annotated as ST8 alpha-N-acetyl-neuraminide alpha-2,8-sialyltransferase 5. Gene Ontology annotation, biological process: oligosaccharide metabolic process; N-glycan processing. The transcript is spliced from 8 exons. NCBI's taxonomy places the organism in Eukaryota, Metazoa, Chordata, Actinopteri, Pleuronectiformes, Pleuronectidae. The coding region runs from base 529 to 2202 and encodes 557 amino acids. Gene Ontology annotation, molecular function: alpha-N-acetylneuraminate alpha-2,8-sialyltransferase activity. The record is from RefSeq and is a predicted model, not a curated record.